This is a messenger RNA of Trichophyton rubrum CBS 118892, 1656 nucleotides long. RefSeq lists its product as uncharacterized. Gene Ontology annotation, cellular component: fungal-type vacuole membrane. The coding region runs from base 1 to 1656 and encodes 551 amino acids. Gene Ontology annotation, biological process: basic amino acid transport; transmembrane transport. NCBI's taxonomy places the organism in Eukaryota, Fungi, Ascomycota, Eurotiomycetes, Onygenales, Arthrodermataceae. Gene Ontology annotation, molecular function: basic amino acid transmembrane transporter activity. The transcript is spliced from 2 exons. The record is from RefSeq and is a predicted model, not a curated record.
AUGGCGACUGGCGCUCAGGAUCAGGAUGUUACCCAUCCUCCUCCAUCAGAAACCUCACCAUUGCUGGGUGACAGAGCGACUGCAGAGAAUGGGGUUUCUUCGGGUGAAAGUGAAGCGAAUGUUACCGACCUCCCUCUGAUAGAGGAAGCCAGCUUCGGUGAGCUCUUGACUAUACUGAUGAGUACCUGGGUCGGUGUGUUUUUUGCAGCUCUUGAUGGCACGAUUGUUGCGACUAUCUCGGCUCAGAUAUCUUCCUCGUUCAAUUCACUGUCACUGAUAUCAUGGCUUGCCACGGCGUACCUGGUCUCGAGCUCUGCCUGUCAGCCGAUCAGUGGCAAGCUCACCGACAUCUUUUCUCGCCGAACAGGCCUAGUUAUAUCCAACAUUCUCUUUGGAGUUGGUAAUCUGAUUUGUGGCCUUGCUACAGAAGAAUGGGUCAUGAUCUUUGGACGGACCAUCGCCGGAAUGGGCGGAGGAGGGCUGACGGCCAUAUCUACAUUCCUUACCUCUGACCUCGUACCUCUGCGCAAGCGAGGUAUCUGGCAAGGCAUUGGAAACAUUUGUUUUGGAAUUGGGAGUGGUCUCGGUGGUAUAUUCGGUGGAUAUGUGAAUGACAACUGGGGGUGGCGGUGGGCAUUCCUUAUCCAGGUGCCCUUUGUUGCUGUCUCCGCUAUCCUAGUGUCGAUAUAUGUCAAUGUACCCGUCAGAGUGACGGACACCUCUCGGUGGAAGAGAAUUGACUUCCUCGGUGCUGGGACAUUAGUCUGCGCCCUCGUUCUCUUCUUACUUGGACUUAACUCUGGCGGGAAUCAGGUGGCAUGGACGCACCCCUUGGUGCUCACAACAAUUCCGCUCUCGGUUGUGCUGCUCAUUGCCUUUAUCUACAUCGAAGAUAGAGUUGCGGCUGAGCCGAUUAUCCCUAUCCGCCUCCUUAUGGACCGCACUGUUCUAUCCUGCUGCUUGACCAACUGGUUUGUCACAAUGGCUGUAUUCGCCCUCUUUAUCUAUAUACCCGUCUUCCUCCAAGUACAGGGCUACACCACUACAUUGGCUGGAACUCGCUUGGUUGCACAGGCCUUUGGUACCUCCGUCGGCUCCCUAGGAUCCGGAUACCUGAUGCGGAUGACUGGGCGCUACCUCUACUUCAACUACGGCUCCGUCGUCUUGAUUGUCAUCGGAAUAGGAUUGAUAUGCACCGUCGAUCUCGCAACGCCGGCUGUUCCGCCUUUUAUCUACCUGUUUAUAUCAGGCUUAGGAUACGGCGGCAUGCUUACCUCCACUCUUGUGGCCAUCAUUGCUGCCGUGGACCAUGAACAUCAGGCCGUAGUUACUUCUGCCUCUUACGCCUUCCGCAGCACUGGCAGUUCGAUCGGUAUAUCUGUCGCUUCGGCCGUGUUCCAAAAUCUUCUCCGAUCAGGCCUCUGGUCUCGUCUUGGACACUUUGGCGAUGCUGAAAAGAUUAUCCGGAAAGUCACAGAGCGGUUCGGGGAGAUUCGCAACCUCCCUCCCAACAUAGCUGCGAUUGUUCGCGACUGCUACAUGGGCUCACUCCAAGCAGCCUUCUUGACUGCACUGGGACUGGCUGCCAUGGGCGCCCUGGCAAGUUUGGCCAUGAGAGAGCACAAGCUGCAUAUGAACCUGGCCAGAAAGGAUUAA